CAAACUGGUACCUUGUUAUUUCUUUCCUGUUUCUGUUGAUGCGUGUGCAUUGGAACCAGGAAUUGGUUAUUAACGGAUAGAAAAUGGAUGAGAAGAAAAACGGCGCAAUCAACAGCACAAAUGGUCAUGUUUCAAAUGGAGAUAUAAAUUCGUCCAAAGAGGAGCCUAAGCUAUCAUGUUUACAAAAAAUAAGCCACAAGAUUAUUACCCUAUUGGAAACAGCAUUUUACAGACUAGGAAGAUUAAUUGGUACUUAUCCAUGGAGGGUUAUGAUAAUCUCAACAAUUGUGACUGGACUGAUUUGUAUAGCUGCUCCAUUUACCUUUACUGAGUCUGCAGAUGGCGAUGAUACACUCUGGGUUCCUGUCAAUGCUAAAGUUCUGGACUAUAAGUCAUGGGUAGAAUCAGUAUUUCCAUCCACCGUUAGAUUUGGUACCAUGAUAUUUGUCAGUGACAAUGUACUGACACCUUCAGUACUGACUGCAAUGUGGAGUAUAUACAAUAGCAGUAUAAGCUUGACGACAGGAGCAAACAACUUUUCAACGCUCUGUAUACAAUCAGGGUCAAACUGUUUGGUGAACAGUAUCUUAGAGUUGUGGAGUUAUAAUGAGACGACCAUUUUUGCUGCAUCUCAGGCAGACAUUAAAACAAAAAUUAAUUCUGCAACUACCAGUCCAAUGUAUUUCAACAGUUAUGAUGUGUCAACAGUACUUGGUGGUAAGGUGUAUGAUGGGAGUGGUGACAUAGACUCAGCAACAGCUACAAAGAUGACUUGGUUCAUUCAGGGAGAUGAUGCUGUUAAGGAUCAAGCAGAAGCCUGGGAGCAACAACUUAUUGAUUUAGGAAAAAAAGGCCAUUCAGACAUCAGUACUACAUAUGUGUUUGCUAUCAGAAGUUUCAGUGAUGAAGCUGGGGGUGCCAUUCGAGGAGACAUUGCUUUUCUGUCAGCAGGCUAUGUUAUUGUUAUUGUGUAUAUUACCAUAAUGUUGGGUAAAUUCAACUGUCUUGAACAAAGGUUUGGUCUUGCUAUAGCUGGUGUGGUUGUUGUUGGUAUGUCUAUUGGAAUCUGUUUUAGUCUGGCCUCACUAUGUGGAUUUGAGUAUGGACCAUUACAUUCAGUUUUACCAUUCCUUUUAUUAGGUAUAGGUGUUGAUGACAUGUUUGUGAUAGUUGGAGCAUUGAAAAAUCUGUCUGAUGAACAACAAAAAUUACCACUGAAUGAGAGAAUUGGAAAAGCUCUUAGACAUUCUGGUGCUUCUAUAACAGUAACAUCACUGACUGAUAUCAUGGCUUUCUUCAUUGGAGCUACAACAUUACUACCUGCCCUGAGGUCUUUCUGUAUCUUUGCUGCAUUUGGAAUAAUAGCUCUCUAUGGUUUGUCAACAACAUUCUUUGUAUCUGCCAUGGCAGUGGAUGUUAAAAGGGCUGCAGCUAGAUUGAAUGCUUGUUGUUGUUUUUACAAACAUAAACCAGAAUAUAAACCCAACAAUUGUAGCCAGAAGGAAUACCUACCAACAUUUAUACUGAAGUUUUAUGCUCCAAAUCUCCUAAAGUUUCCAGUAAAGAUAGUAGUCCUGGUACUUACUGCCGGAUUGUUUGGUUUGACUAUUUGGGGAACUGUUAAUUUAGAACAGAAAUUUGAAGAGAAAUUGUUUCUUCCAUCUGAUUCUUAUGCCUAUGAUUACCUUACAGCAUCAGACAAUUACUUCAGUUCAGGACAAGAACAGGCAGGAGUUUAUUGUAAAAAUAUUGAUUAUUUUGGCAAGAAAACAGAAAUGGAAUCAUUAUACACAAAGUUAACUGCCAGUAAUUAUGUUGUAAAUGGAACUGUGGAUAGCUGGUUCAAAUCCUAUACAGACUGGUUGUCAACCACAGCUGAUGCAGCUGUUAUAGCUCAGAUUGAUGCAACAACAAAAUACCCGCUAGACUCCACUAAAUUUUAUGAUUUAUUGUAUCAGUUUGUAACCACAGAGUCCACAGGAUUGAGGUUUUCUAGAAAUCUCAAGUUUUCAAAUACUUCAUCAGUCCUAGGACUUACUGGAUCUAAAAUAUCAUUUUACCAUCCCAGUGUUAAAGAUACAGUGGAAGGAUUCAAUGUUUUAGAUGGAAUACAGAGUUUAGUAGCUGGGGUAGCUGGUAGUGACUGUUUUCCUUACAGUCAAAUACAUCUUACAUGGGAAAGUAAUAAGGUUAUACGACAGGAAUUGUACCGUAACAUUGCUCUGGCAGCAGUUUGUGUAUUUAUCAUUUGUCUGGUCCUCAUAGCCAACAUAUGGACUAGUUUGAUGGUGUUUUCCUGUGUUGCAUUAACUUUUGUUAAUGUUGGAGGUUUUAUGCAUUUCUGGGGUCUGACUAUAGAUGUUGUCACAUGUGUACAAUUGAUCCUUGCCAUUGGUUUAGCUGUUGAUUAUUCAGCACAUAUAGGUCAUUGUUUUAUGACAUUUCAAGGAGGCAGAAAUGAGAGAGUAAAAGCUACAUUAGUAGAAAUAGGAGGACCAGUUAUCAGUGGUGGUUUCAGUACAUUCCUUGCCUUUGUUUUGUUGGCAGUCAGUAAAAGCUAUGUUUUUACAACAUUUUUUAAGGUGCUAUUUUUAGUUGUGAUAUUUGGCCUGUUCCAUGGAUUAGUCUAUUUACCAGUGUUAUUGAGUAUGAUUGGGCCUGGUGCCUACUUCUCAGCUGACAGACGAUAUCAGCAUGAUAAAAAAGAAAGAGAUGAAGAGAAUGGGGUAGAUAAUUAUGCCAUGGAAAAACAGUUUCCACCCCCUGAUUAUGACAAUGAGACUAAAGAUAAAGUUUAUAUACCUCCACCUGACUACACACCACCAUUGACAAGAAAAUACAGCAACAGAGUCUCACCAGAAAAAAGAUGAAUGUCAUGGAACUUUGGAUCUGGACUAACAUAGAUUUGACUACUUUUAGUCUCAAUAGAAACAUUAUCAGCAUUGUCACUGCAGAAUCUCAUUAGAUAUGGUUGCUGUGACCUAUAUCAGUGUAGAAUCUCAUUAGAUUUGUUUGCUGUGACCUAUAUAACUGCAAAAUCUCAUAAGAUAUGAUUGCUGUGAAAUAUAUAACUGCAGAAUCUCAUAAGAUAUGGUUGCUGUGAUAUUUAUUAUUACAGAAUCUUAUUAAAGCAAAAUCUCAUAAGAUAUGGUUGUUGUGACCCAUAUUACUGAAGAAUCUCAUUAGAUAUUUUUGCUGUGACCUGUAUUAUUGCAGAAUCUCUUUAAAUAUGGUUGCUGUGACCUAUAUUAAUCUUGAAUCUCAUUCGAUAUUGUUGCUGUUAUCUAUAUGACUGAAGAAUCUCAUUAGAUAUGGUUGUCUUGAUUAAGAAAAAAACAGCUUAUUUGAAUGUCAUUUAAUGGUCAGUAAAAUCAAAACAUUCCAGGCUUGCCAUACAUGUUGUGCUAUCAAAUUCCUAGUUUUGCAUAGUGUGAACUAUUUUUGUCAUGGAUUGAUGUGAAGAGAACCUUUUUUUUAUACAUAUCAAAAAGGUAUUUGUUGUCUUUUUAUAGCAUAUUAUAUAUGCUUAAUAUUUUGUCCGAAUUAAUACCUCUCUUGAAGUAAUUGAUAAUCAUUCUGUUCAUGUGAUUGCAACAUAUACUAGUUGUUGGAGCUUAUUUAUUUAUCAUAUUUUUAUGCAUGGGAUAUCAGAAUUAGAAUACAUUUUUUGUAGUAGAAGUUAUUUAUUAAUUUGUUGUUAUGUUUUGUUUUAAUUCUUAUGUUUUGUUAUAUGUUGAUUUAUAUAGUAUGUGUGCCCAAUGUAAAAAGAGAAAAUUAACCUUAAAUUAAUAAUAACUGAUAAAUUAUUGAAUCUUUUAGAAUUAUUUUAAUUAGUAGACACAAGAAGUUCCAAAAUUGUAAAUUGGCAAAGUUAAAUAGUUUGAGUGCAAUGACACAAGUAUGAUAAAUUUAAAGUUAUGUGAUUUUGUAAAUACUCAGAUGCUAAGCAUGUAUUUAACAAAAAUUUAUGAAUAGUGUAUGUCAAAUAUCUACAUAUCUAUGUCAACUACACAGUUUGUUAAUUAUAUACCAUUGAGAUUAGAUGCAUAAUAUUGUUGACCUUUCUGAAUAUGCAAUCUCUUAUAUGACUGAAAAUUAUAAUGAGUAGAAAAGUAUUGAGUAUUCAAUAGAGUUUAAUUGCAUAAUACUUUAUUUUUUUCAUUUCUGAAUUUGGUAUUUAACAAAUUGUCCCUGAUACCAUUAAAAACCCUAUUCAGGUAACAACACCCUUCUUAUCUAAAACUAUUGCAGUAUGAGAUUUAAAAACAUUAGUAAUUUCAAGGGAAACACAUAUUGGAAUUUAUAACACAAAGAGUUGUUUAAGGUGGUACCUAUCACUUUAAAUAAAAUUAAUUUGACUCAUUUAAUUUUCUUAAAAUUUUGACAAAGUAUUUUAAUGCUUUGACCCUUUGACAUAGAUAUAAAAAUUUCAAAAAAUUUGAACCAACCGUUUUAUCAGAAAAAUUACACUGGUUCUAUAGUAGUUUGACAAAGACUUAUUUUGAUCUUUGAAAAGAUUAAUUUUCCCUUAACAACACAACGUCAUUAAAACGUUUAGCUGAUUUUACAGAGUUAUCUCCGUGUAUUGUUAGGUACCACCUUAAAAUUUUAAUCUGGAAUGGUGAAAUUUUGACAUAAACAUCAAUUUCAAGGGAAAGAAAAACACUAUAUGGGAAGAUAACAAAAUGCAUGGCUAAAAUAUUGUAAAUAUUCAAGAAAGAAACUGUUUUAUGACUAUAGAAUAUGAUUUAUGUACAAGGAAAGAGAAUUUCUGUUGAAUGUCAGAAGAACAUUUUAAUUACAAAUUUACAAUACCUGGAAAUAAAAAGCUUUGCUUGAACCAUGCUUAUUCAGUAAUUCCAUUAUAAAAAUCUAGUAUAAAAAUCGUGAAAGUUUAAAGAUAUGAAGAUUUGUUGAUGUUGUGAUAAUUCCAUUUGAAAUAGGACAUGUUUGUAUCAAGCUGUGUUUUAGUAUUGGGUAUACCAUAGGACUACCUGCCAUAAUCGAAUCUCUUGAGAUUUAUAUAUUUGUGAUAUAUAUUAUACAUAUUUGUUUUUGUCCAAAACUUUCUUUGCAUUAUGACUUGUUUAUUUGUAAUUUGGACUUUGUGUGCCUUGACUAACACUUUUCUUUGCUCAUCAAUAAUUUCAUCACCUCAUUCUGAUUUUUACUAAAUAAUGUCUUUUUUGUAUUUCUAUUUUUGUAGGUGAGUGAAGCAUUAACAGUUAUGACUUUGUUUAUUUAUUUUUGUUUACAUAUUUUAAUUUUUAAAUGAAAUCCAAUUAUAUAGUGCUUAAUCUCUUUAUACUCAAGUUUUUCCUAUAAAUUUUUAUACAUUUUUGAUUUUGUCCUUUUUCUUGCAUGAGUUAUUAAGAUGAUGUUUUUGAAAUGUAAAGUACAGCUCUACAAAAAAAAUGGUUUUGUAGAAAGGAACACUAUAAUUCAAUAUUUUUCCAAAGAAUAUUAAUUUGACAACAUGUUUCACAUUGUUCUGUAAUACAGUGUGAUGCAUUUAACUCUACAUUUAUUAUGUUCGUUUGUGUUGUGGAAACAUGUUAAUAAAUGCGUAAAUGAAAUUGUGCUGUUCUAGAAUAACAACUUUCUAUAUUAAUUAGUGCUAUUGUAUAAAUAUAGCACAAGAAACUAACAUUCUGGGAUAAUAUAAAAGAUGUAAUAAUUUGACAUCCAAAGACCAUCAAGUAGAUUCAAUAAUCAAACAUUCCAAAGACCAACAUUAAACAUUCCAGUACCACAAAUCAGACUCAAAGAUGAUAAUGUAAUUCAAGCAUUAUCACCCUGACUCAAUGGGCCAAACUCGGGGGACCACAAAUCAAAGACAGUAAUGUUUUUUAAGAACCACUAAGCAGAUCAAAUAAAUCAAUUUCAUGGGAUAAAAAAACAGUGGCACAAAUUUACAUAUCACUAUUUAACGUUAAAAUGAUACUACAAAGUUUGAUCUUUAAAACGGAUGAAACAAUAAAGGAGAAUAUAAAAAUAUCCGGACUAAAUCAUGGUUUCCCCUGAAGUAAGGGAAAUGUUUUCACUAUUUGCAUUAUGAAACUCCACAUUUAUUUUACCUCAUCUUGGAAAUUUUAGGUUUGAUUUUUGAAGAAAGUUAGGAGCAAUUUAUCAAAACAUUUGUAUUGUGCUACCUGAAAUUAAUUUUACAUUCUAUAUUUCUAUAAUUUCCUUUGAUUUACAUAUACAGAUGGAUGUUUAGCAUCAUAUACAACAAGGCAAUUCUGCUUAAGGGUAAAAUGUCCCAGAAAUUAAAGUAAAAGCAAGAAUUGUGAUAGUUAAUAUGCAUUCUCUCUUAUUAAAUAUGCAAUGACAUACUAUAGUUAUACAAAUGAGAUUUAUAUUAUAUUGUUAUCAAACUUGCCACAUUUUUAUUUAUAAUUUGUUAUUUAUAUUUUCACUAAAUCCUGGUGAUAUGAGUAGAUAGUCUAAUUUAUUGUAGUCUCAAUUUAAUUGCACUAAUUAUACAUUUGUACCACUCCUUUAUAUUAGAAUGUACAUCAAUCUAUAUGUAUGAAGCUGUUAACUCAAGAAAGUAGCAUCUGAACAUACAUUCAGAACUAAAACAGACCAAAGCAUGUCAGCAGGUAGUUACUGUCUCGUACUGCAUAGACUAGUUGCCUGAAUAGACCACUUUCGAGUUCAUCCGUCACCGGAAAAAACUCGUCAAUUAUACGCGCCUUUAUCACCGUCAAUUGGGCGUUUAGGGGCGUCGUCACUUCCUUCCAAUGUUGAGCGAGUGGUUGGAAAACUAUAAUUCUAUAUUGUACGAAUUAUUCGGCAAAUUGAAUUCUCAAAAUUGACAAUCAACACUGCUGUCAUUAGGGAAUUGUCAGUAAGUACCUACAGAGCAACCAUUAUUUCUAGUUUAUCCUGCACAAAGACGAUCACUAAGACGCUUGAUGAACGUAAAUAGUACAGGGAUACAGGCGAACCCCUCUAUCUGGUAAAUGACGUCAUAAAGGCGUGAAUAGUUGACGAGUUUUUGCCGGUGACGGAUGAACUCGAAAGUGGUCUAUUGAUUAGCAAUUUCUAAUGUGAAGUUUUUCUGCUUUAGUCAGUUUGACAAGAGUAACUUGAAUAACUUAUAACAGAUCAAUGAUACUUUAUAUGAAGUUAUAUUAUUAUCAGUGCAUAUCAAUUUUCUCCCUAUUUCAUGUUCCAGUGAUUAUAUAGAUUUGCAUUCAACAAUGAUCUACAUUGUUUUUCCGCUGAAAACAGCAUGACAAGAACUACUUGUGAUAGAUCAAUAAUAUUUUGUACGAAGUCACUUUACUAUCAGUUCAUAACUUCAUAUCAGUUUGACGUCUGUUUUGAGGCACUGCCCCCUAGGACUUUGGAAUAACUAGCAGUUUACAAUAACAAGUGAUAGCAACUACUUACAAUAACAACAACAUUUUCUCUAAAGUUAUAUUAAUGUCUGUACAUAUCAAUUUGUCAACCAUUUUCAGACCCUGCCCACCAGAUCAUGGUCCAGUGAUUGAAUUCAUAAGUAAUGGCUGACCAACAGAUUGUCUUUUUCUGAAUUUAAUGCUGAUAGGUGAAAUAUACCACUGUGUCAACAGUUUAUAAUUAUACUGUAGUAUGUUUUGACAGCAGUCAUUUAGAAUUAUGUAAAGGCUAUCCUUUGCUUUGAUGACUUUUGAAAUUCUGUCGCUAGCAAAAUUUUGUGCAAAAUGAUUUCUUUAGAAAUGCUUAAAUUAUUAACAGUUAACUAUGCUUUGCAUUCAAUGACAAGUUUUGGAAUGAAUCAGAAAUCUAGAAUGGUUGUAAAUUCUGCCAUAAGUUACCAUCAUAAGGUUAUUCAAAUUUUCAGUCAGUAAAUAUGCUUUAAAGUACAUUGCCCUACUUUCUAUAAAGUAGCUCUGUGCCUUUUAUGUUUUAUUUAGAUGUUAUGACAAUGUAAUUGUUACCAAAGUUCAUCGGGGAAGCUAUCUAUUCAGCAAUGUUGCUAGUUUAUAAUGCAGCAUCAUAUACAUGUAUUGUUCGUGUUUUAAUAAAAGGAAAAUAAUUACUAGUA
This is a messenger RNA of Mytilus trossulus (common blue mussel), 8038 nucleotides long. Its product is annotated as protein patched homolog 2-like. Gene Ontology annotation, cellular component: membrane. The coding region runs from base 84 to 2870 and encodes 928 amino acids. Lineage: Eukaryota; Metazoa; Mollusca; Bivalvia; Mytilida; Mytilidae. The record is from RefSeq and is a predicted model, not a curated record. The transcript is spliced from 20 exons.